AUGAGAAAGUUGCCGUCUUUCAGCUCCAGAAGGUCGCUGUAUCUGUGGAAUUUGAAUAUACGGGACGCCACAAAUCAUGGCCUUAACAAACAAACUCUCGAUCUCUACAAUUCCAUCCUGCAAUCUAGGGUGGACGUCUACGUGCAGACAUCUCUCCUCGAUAUGUACUCCAAGUGCGGCAACUUGGUUUCUUCGAGGAAGGUGUUCGACGAAAUGUCUGAGAGAGGCGUUGUGUCUUGGACCUCCAUGAUCACUACUUAUUGCCAUUUUCUCUCGUUGACGAAGUCGUUUCUGUGA
Molecule: messenger RNA, 297 nt
Organism: Linum tenue
Lineage: Eukaryota; Viridiplantae; Streptophyta; Magnoliopsida; Malpighiales; Linaceae
Source: the annotation of a GenBank genome assembly